Ornithodoros turicata is the source of this 2916-nucleotide messenger RNA. Its product is annotated as acetyl-coenzyme A transporter 1-like. The transcript has 9 exons. Lineage: Eukaryota; Metazoa; Arthropoda; Arachnida; Ixodida; Argasidae. The coding region runs from base 121 to 1788 and encodes 555 amino acids. The record is from RefSeq and is a predicted model, not a curated record. Gene Ontology annotation, molecular function: acetyl-CoA transmembrane transporter activity. Gene Ontology annotation, cellular component: membrane.
CCCCGGUCUCACCCCGCGGUCUCGUCUCCGUGGCAUUACAAGAAAUUCCGAUGUUCUGUAUUCGCUACUGAAAACACUUGCCGGCUCGCGUGGAAAAAGUUGCAUCAGAGGGGAAAAUACAUGUCGGAACUCAAAGAUUGUGCAAGUCUUACGUCACCUAUGGACGAUGAUGCUAAGUACGAGCGCGGCUACAAAGGGAGAACGUGUGAUGCAGACGACACCAUGGAAGUCAGGAGUCGCGGAAGCACAUCUAACCUACUUCAACACAUGGAAGGUUGUGACCAGGCUGAGACAGAGAAAAAAAUCGACUUUGACUACGAACCUGGCGACGUCAAAGACGAGUGGAGGAGCAUACUUCUACUCGUGUUGCUCUACGUCCUCCAGGGUAUCCCGUUAGGACUGGCUGCGGCUGUGCCACUGAUGCUGCAGAACCGCAAGGUCAGCUACAAGGACCAGGCCCUGUUCAGCUUCGUCACCUGGCCGUUCAGCGUCAAGCUAUUGUGGGCGCCGAUAGUAGACUCUAUAUACUGUAACGCUUUGGGGAGGAGGAAGUCCUGGCUCGUCCCCACGCAGUACGCGAUUGGGAUAUUUCUCCUCGUUCUUUCGUCGCACACCAAGGGGCUGCUCGGUGACGAGAGCCAUCAGGACGACGAACCUCCCAACGUGCUCCUCUUGACCGGUGUGUUCCUCAUGUUGAAUUUUCUUGCGGCGACCCAGGACAUUGCUGUCGACGGUUGGGCGCUGACCAUGCUUACCAGGAAACACGUGGGAUACGCGUCCACAUGUAACUCUGUCGGACAGACGGCGGGUUACUUCCUCGGCAACGUGGUCUUCCUCGCCCUGGAAUCCGCGGACUUCUCCAAUCGUUACCUGAGGACCGUUCCGCAAAAGGACGGGCUGGUCACUCUAGACGGGUUCCUCUACUUUUGGGGUGUGGUGUUCAUUGUGACGACGACACUUAUCAUGCUGCUGAAACACGAACGCAAACGUCUCCCGUGUGACAAGCCAGAUCUGGGGCCGAUGGACACUUACAGAAUGGCCGUUCGGAUCCUCUGUCUGCCCAGUGUCAGAAAUUUCUGCCUUUUCUUGCUCACGUGCAAGAUCGGGUUUGCUGUGACGGACAGCGCAACAGGAUUGAAGCUGAUCGAAGCUGGCGUCCACAAGGAGAACCUGGCCCUACUUGCUAUUCCCAUCGUUCCGCUUCAGAUUGUGUUGCCGUUUGUCAUCAGCAAGUACACGACCGGACGCGCACCCCUGAACGUCUUUCUCUGGGCUUACCCCAUACGGCUCUUGUUCGGACUCAUAUUUUCGGCGCUUCUGCACUGGACGUACCUGGUGAAGAACCUUGACGGCACAUUCCCUACAUACUUUUACGUUGUCAUCGUGAUAGCGUACUCGUUUCACCAGAUCACCGUGUAUAGCAUCUACGUGGCACUGAUGGCAUUCCACGCCCGAGUCAGCGACCCAACCAUCGGAGGCACCUACAUGACUCUGCUCAACACAGUCACCAACUUCGGGGGCAACUGGCCCGCCACGGCUGCCCUGUGGUUCAUAGACUCGUUGACGUAUAAACGCUGCGACGGUGCAGAGAAUGGACAGCUGCUCUGUUCUUCAAAAAGUGAUGAGAAGCUGUGUACAGGCGCUGGAGGCACGUGCUCGACGACAAUCGACGGUUACUACAUCGAGACAGUAAUGUGCAUUACUCUAGGGUUCGCCUGGCUCAUGUACGGCAGGCGGAGAGCACAGUGGCUGCAGAACUUGCCACGCUCGGCAUGGAGGUGCAGUUAGGGCAUAGGGCAGGAAAGGACAUAAACGGAGUUUCAUUGUUAUUCAUUUUGGGCCAGGCAUUCUCUUACUUCGAAGAAGAAUACUGUUUUUAUGGGUUCAUAUUUAUUGGAAAGGGGGAAAAUACAGUCUCACUUGGACAUUAUGCACUGUAAACAUCUCAUGGCUGAUUUGCAUUCCCGACGCAUUCCAUAUUUUUUUAAAUUUUUUUUUUUUUUGCUAAGAUGGAUACAUAUUUGUUUUUGGUUAAAUUACUUGGAAACCUGGAAAAUCGCAAACACCUAACUCUAGUCAGAACCAUUUUAUCAUGGUCUUAUUCAAUGAAUAGCUUCCGAAUCUCUCAUGAUGCAGCGGUAGCGCAAGUGGAACAGACAUCUAGAACGUGUAACUAGGUUAUCUGAGUUACAGUUGUGUCUUGUUUGGCAAACAUCGAGCUGAAAACCUAAUGUUUGCAUGGGUCUAGAAGACUACCAGUAAAAUUCUUUGACUUUUUGUUGAGAAAGAUAAAGAAGAAAAAAAAAAAGCAUUUAAAUCGAACACAUUCCUUAAAAUGUCGUCUUUUCAUAUUCUGGCUAAGAGCACUCGUUGCGCUUUAAUUUAUAGUUUGCUAAAUUAAUGGCAGGCACACAUCUGAAUUUUUAUUGAAAUAUCUCAUUGAAAUACUCUCAUAUACACUAUUAGCCCUCACACAACACACAGAUGUAAGGUAACGUCGUACCUGCGUAAAUUUGCUCAAUAAUUCUUUUCGCACUCCAAUUGCCUUUGACUCCAAUCACACUUGGUAGCAAUUAAGCCGAGGCUUUUUUCCACCAUGUUGCGCAAAUAAUGGAGCUGGGCAACUGCAUCUGUCGCCAGAAGUUUCAUCCGCACUCUCAUCGGAGUCUCCGCGUUCUUAAUGUAUUAGUCGCACAUGAUAUACGUGAGAUGCAACGAGUCUUCCUUAGAGAAAUUGUCCAGACUGUGCUGACGUUGUGAUGUAACUUAUGUUUCCGUUGCAGUGUUUUGUGCAUCGACAACCAAGGAAUGUGAUUUUCAUGCGCGAUAGUGAUGUAAUGGACUUGUCUGCAAGAUGUGCGAGAAUUUAUCGCAGUUUGUUGAAAACGAAUAAAUAAAUAAAAUCUGUAAAGAUAA